AUGGCCGAGUUGAAACCGUACCGAUUCGGCUAUUAUCUCUGGAACUACGUUCCGAAUAUCAUUGCUGCGAUUCUGUUUGCCUGGAUAUUCGCUCUUCUGACCAUUACCCUGUUAUGGAAAAUGUGCAAGACGAAAACAUGGUACUUUACUGCCUUCGUUAUCGGUGGACUUUUUGAAGUUAUAGGAUUCGCAGCUCGGGCUUCAGCACACAGCAAAACCGACCAGCUUAUGCCCUUUGUCAUCCAGAAUACCUUCAUCUUGUUGGCCCCAGCGCUCUUCGCCGCCUCCAUCUAUAUGAUUUUGGGCCGUGUCAUAAUUGCCUGCAACGGCCAAGCACACUCGCUUGUUCCGAUGCGGUGGCUCACCAAGACCUUCGUACUCGGUGAUGUCCUCUCCUUUACUGUCCAAGGUGGAGCAGCCGGCCUUAUGGCAACUGGAGACAAUGCGGCCCUGGGCGAAAAGAUCGUCGUUGCGGGAUUGUUCAUCCAGAUUAUCAUCUUUGGGUUUUUCAUGGUUACCACUGUGGUUUUCCAUUUCCGCAUGUCUAGGCAUGCUACGGUAGAGUCGCAGGAUCCAGAAGUGGCGUGGAGACAGCGUCUGGCCAUCUUGUACGCCGUCAGCAUACUCAUCAUGGUACGAUCUGUCUUUCGAGUUGCCGAGUUCGUUCAGGGCCAAGAAGGAUAUCUACUCCAAAACGAAUGGCCCAUAUACGUUUUUGAUGCCCUCUUAAUGGCGCUCGUUAUGGCAGCUUUUGUGUUGAGGUAUCCGGGAACGUUUGGACGUCAUACACCCAAAAGCGACUCCGUACUGCUCAGGUCUUGGAAAUGA
Molecule: messenger RNA, 828 nt
Organism: Colletotrichum truncatum
Lineage: Eukaryota; Fungi; Ascomycota; Sordariomycetes; Glomerellales; Glomerellaceae
Source: RefSeq, a predicted model, not a curated record